AUGUGUACUUCGGGCAGCCACGGUUCUCGUGUUGCCCUUCAACCCCCUCAAGUCAUAUAUACCCUACGUUCGAACGGGCAUACUACCCUAUUCGCAACAAUGAACCAGCAGCCUGCCGCUCAGAACCAGGCGCAUGCUCAAGCGUCAAAUGGCGCCGGGCAAGAUACCUGGGAUGAGCAGCGGCUCGAGGAAGCCAUGAAACGGCUCAAGCUUUUGCAUAUCAAGGUCCGACGUCUGAAUGACACCAUCCCCAAGAUGAUCAAGCCGCUCGUGCAGAAGCAACCUUCACCCGAUGCCAUGUUUGCUGCUUUCAUGAACUCAGUCACUGAAGCGCAGGCCAACAUCAAAGAAGUCACCGAUUUGAUGCGUGAUGAGAAAAGUCGUGAGGUGUUUGCCCAGGCCAAAAAGAGAAAGGCUGAAGAGCCUGAAGGUAUCGAAAGCUGGGAGUACUACGACCAUCCAGAUUGGUUCAGGAUGGACCAGGAGUGA
Molecule: messenger RNA, 489 nt
Organism: Fusarium venenatum
Lineage: Eukaryota; Fungi; Ascomycota; Sordariomycetes; Hypocreales; Nectriaceae
Source: RefSeq, a predicted model, not a curated record